AUGUUUUCCUUCGACUUCACCGCCGAGAUACCAUCCGAAAAGCCUGGUCUGGUCGGGGGUGCGAUCAAGGCUAUCCAGUCUGCUGUUCGUCGAAAUGUCGACAAGCCAUAUAUUCUCAUCGAGUAUGUCAGCCCUGAUAUUGUUGAAAGACUGGUCGAUUCGCCUCGCCUACGUGGCCUGAAGGCAUCGAAACUGUUUUACGAUGCAGAUCUGCGGAAACUGAUCAUAAAACUCCCCUCUAAUAUACACGAAGCUGGCGUGGUCGUCUUUGAACGCAUUAUCUAUGACUAA
This is a messenger RNA of Aspergillus melleus, 291 nucleotides long. RefSeq lists its product as uncharacterized. NCBI's taxonomy places the organism in Eukaryota, Fungi, Ascomycota, Eurotiomycetes, Eurotiales, Aspergillaceae. The transcript has a single exon. The record is from RefSeq and is a predicted model, not a curated record. Bases 1 to 291 code for a protein of 96 amino acids.